Molecule: messenger RNA, 1632 nt
Organism: Synchytrium microbalum
Lineage: Eukaryota; Fungi; Chytridiomycota; Chytridiomycetes; Synchytriales; Synchytriaceae
Exons: 8
Coding region: 1-1632 (543 amino acids)
Biological process (GO): sphingolipid catabolic process; carboxylic acid metabolic process
Cellular component (GO): endoplasmic reticulum
Molecular function (GO): sphinganine-1-phosphate aldolase activity; pyridoxal phosphate binding
Source: RefSeq, a predicted model, not a curated record
AUGACAGACCACCACCACGAUCCCAUUGAUCGCAUACUGCACAUCUUGCAGUCAAAACAUGUCGAGACGAUCAAGAAUGUGCUAUUGGCCUACGCCGUCUAUUACUACUCGACGUCCGUCAUCGGAUUGAUGUUUAAAGUCGUCUUCUUCAGAGGCGACAUACGCAAGGCAUUCCGAUCUCUCCUCCAAUCACUCAUUCUCGGGGUACGUCGCUACGUACCAGGAAUAGACGCUCAAGUCCAGAAAGAAGUCGCCAAAUCAGUCGCUGGAAUGGAAAAAGGCAUCAUCAUUGGUGCCAGGGACAAGAAAUACACAAAGCUACCUGCUAAAGGAUUGGAUACUGCUUCCCUCAGAAUGGAAAUGCAAAAAUACCAGAAGCUGAGUCACGUCGACUUCAAGGACGGCAAAGUGUCUGGUGCUGUAUAUCAUGGUGGCGCUGAAUUAAAUGCGCUCUUGACGGAAGCAUACCACAUGAACAUUCUAUCCAACCCUCUACAUCCAGAAAUGUUUCCAGGUGUUCGUAAAAUGGAGUCUGAAGUAAUUCAGAUGGUCUUGUCAAUGUAUAAUGCCCCAGAAGAUGCUGGUGGAAACAUUACGUCAGGAGGUACCGAAUCCAUCUUGAUGGCGGUUAAGGCUGCCAGGGAUUUCAUGGAGGCCAAGAAGGGAAUUACCACUCCAAACAUGGUCGUACCUGAAACAGUCCACCCGGCAUUCGACAAGGCCGCCCAAUACUUCAAAAUCCAAAUGAUCAAAAUCCCUGUCGACCCUGUUACAUUCAAAGUCAACCUCAAAAAAGUACGAGCUGCCAUCAAUCGCAACACUGUACUUCUUGUUGGAUCAUGUCCCAAUUAUCCUCAUGGAAUUGUGGACGAUAUACCAGCAUUAUCGAAACUCGCUCUUCGAUAUCGUAUUCCUUUACAUGUCGAUGCAUGUCUUGGUGGAUUUAUUGUUCCGUUUGUGGAUAAAGCUGGGUUCCCAUAUCCAGAUGUAUUUGAUUUCAGAAAUGAAGGUGUUACGUCUAUUUCUUGUGAUACGCAUAAAUAUGGUUUUGCACCCAAAGGGUCUAGUGUAGUCAUGUUUAGGACCAAGGAGUUGAGGAAUUAUGAGUACUUCAUUACAACGGAAUGGCAAGGCGGAGUCUAUGCAUCUCCAACCAUGGCUGGGUCACGACCUGGUGCUCUCGUAGCUGCAUGUUGGGCUGCCAUGGUCCAUUUCGGUGAAUCAGGUUAUGUCGACUCGACUAGGAAGAUUGUUGGCAAGGUUCGAAAACUCAAAGCUGCCAUUCAUGGAAUUCCAGAACUGGAACUCAUUGGAGACCCAAUGAUGUCUGUCAUUGCAUUCAGAGGAAAAGACGAUUUCCCUAUAUUUGGGAUAAUCGAUCUAUUGUCUCGCAAAAACUGGCAUCUGACGCCUUUGCAACAGCCUUCUGGAAUUCAUCUGUCUACUACAUAUGUAACAGAUGAAGACCAGUUGAUUGCUGAUAUAAAAGAAGCUGUUGCUAUUGUCAAGAAGGAUCCCAAGUCGGCUAUGGGAGAGUCUGCUGCAAUAUAUGGAACAGUUGCCAGUAUUCCCGACAGAACAAUUAUAAGAGAUGUGGCUAAAGGAUUUUUGGACUUGCUGACCAAAAUAUAG